AUGUCUCUCAUUGAACGUGCUCCGCACAGCGAGAUGAGAAUUUCCUUUUAUGCUUAUAACCCCUCUCUAGCAGUGGCGAUUGUCGCUGCUGUCUUGUACACCGUUGCUUUUCUGUUGACGGCUGUACAAUGGAUCCGGUACAGGGCCUGGGUCUGGGGUAUAAUGGUGCUAGCAGCAGCCAUGGAAGCAAUCGGUUACAUUGGCCGAUGUGCCUCAGUCCAAAACACAUCGGAGAGACCCGUUUAUGUCCUCCAAUUUUCCCUCGUCAUCCUCGCACCCGUCCUCAUGGCAGCGUGUUGCUAUAUCAUAUUUAGUCGCAUUCUGUUUCUCAUCGUUCCUCAAGAGGCACUGACAUUUCGGCUGUGCUGGAUACCUCCACGAUUUAUUACACGUAUCUUCGUUGGGUGUGAUAUCGUUGCUCUGCUACUCCAGCUUAUCGGCGCGGUGAUGAUCUCUUCAGUCGAUGCCGCAGAUAAGGAUGCGAAAAACAAGCUCAACAUGUGGAAACACGUUGCACAAGCAGGUGUCAUUAUCCAGCUGGUUGCCUUUGGCUUGUUUGCAGUCGCAGCUGUCCGUUUCGACUUCACUUCCAAACGCUUCACUGGGUCUCUGAGUGAGCGAUAUGAGAAUGUUGGAGAGAAGGAGUACAUCAUUGAUGGUGUUGUCAAAGAUAAUAACUGGCCCGCUCUGUUGCGAGUUGUCAAUCUCACCACGAUAUUAAUUCUUGUUCGGUCUGUCUAUCGACUUGUGGAAUUCACCGAAGGCACGACGGGAUAUUUGAGCACCCAUGAGUGGCCCUUUUAUGUCUUUGAUACUCUGUGUAUCUAUCCGUGUGUUGCCCUUUUCAUCUACUGGCACCCAGGAAGAUAUUUGCCGUACUUGGGCUUUCGACUGCCAAAGGGUGCACACGGCAGCGGUGACUCGGAGGUUCAGAUGCGAUAA
This is a messenger RNA of Penicillium egyptiacum, 942 nucleotides long. The record is from the annotation of a GenBank genome assembly. NCBI's taxonomy places the organism in Eukaryota, Fungi, Ascomycota, Eurotiomycetes, Eurotiales, Aspergillaceae.